Molecule: messenger RNA, 2511 nt
Organism: Bacidia gigantensis
Lineage: Eukaryota; Fungi; Ascomycota; Lecanoromycetes; Lecanorales; Ramalinaceae
Exons: 2
Coding region: 1-2511 (836 amino acids)
Biological process (GO): SREBP signaling pathway; positive regulation of transcription by RNA polymerase II
Molecular function (GO): protein dimerization activity
Source: RefSeq, a predicted model, not a curated record
AUGUGGGAGAUCAAUGGCUUUGAUAGCUUCGAAUUAAACAAAGGCUUGAAUAAGCUUCAUGAAGCGUACAUGGCCAACGUUCGAUUGAUCGAGCGCUCGUCGGAAGAAUGGGAAGAGUGGAUGGAUUGGGACCAAGUGUCCGAAAUCGGGCCUCAAGAGAAACAAAACUUGGCCCUCAAAUCGCCUAAUGACAAAAACCACCAUUCAUGCUCGGCCCACUCAGGCGUGGAAAGCGAUCGCUCGAGGAAACGCAAGUCAUCUAUAGGGAGCUGUGAAGUUUCUACGAGUCCCAAGAGGCAAAGCAUGGAGAAGGCAACUGCCCAAAACAAAAGUCAUAGCCUUGUCGAGAAACGAUACCGGAACAACCUGAAUCAAAGAAUCGCCGAAUUAGAGAUCCGACUUCCGAACCUCAGAGAUAACAGCCGGGCGAAAGCAUGGCCUGACGAGUCUCCACCUAUUCCCAAACACAACAAAGCAAUUGUUUUGACUGAGGCAAUAUCAUAUAUUGAUCAGCUCGAAAGGCAGAACAAGUACUUGCAACAAGAAAAUACAGCUUUACAGCUACAGAUGAAAGGCAGAGAUGCAAAGAGCACCUCCCAUCAAGAGGUAGCUGCAAUGAGCGAGACGCCACUAUCGAGAGGCGAAGAUGUUUCUACCGGGCAAGAUGUGGGUUUGAAGGUUGCGGCGCUGUCCGAACCCGUUCAAGGGCUAAUCAAGGUGCCUGAGGAAUGGAGAAGACUAUGGCGAGGCGAGCUCAAGCCUUAUUCGCCUAACGAGGGCCAAAAUAAUAAUGAGAAUGAAAGAGACAGCGCUGAAAACAAUCUUAGUCAAUCCAAAGGCGGAAGGAAUAUUCGUCGCUUGGUGGUUGGGUCCAUAGCUGGACUAACGCUAGUAAAUGGGCUUAAUGGCAGCAGAAAGGAUCAUUCUAACAUGAGAGGCUUGUUUGGUUUGCCAUUAAUCCACCGUAUGGCUCGACUUCCACGAAAUUUCUCGAGCGUGACAUCCUCACCGUUCCACCUGUCAUCUGGACUGGCGGGUGAUUGUAACCUUCUCCAAGUCUUCCUUAGGGCAGCUCUACUAUUUGCAGUGCUCGGGCUACUUCUUUUCAUCUAUCUCUUCACUUCAAGGCCACCGUCACGAAAGACGAGCACAACAUCAACUGAUGUAUCUGCAAUUUCUCCAGCAUCUCCACUGGAAGUCCGACAAAGAGCUUUUCUCACUGCAUUGCAAACCAUCUGGGUUCCUCGACACCAUGUUCUUCCAGAAAUGCUCGCGCUGAAUAUUGAGACUGCCGCGUACAUUAUCCGACAGCUGCUUGGCUGGCAAAUGUAUUCUUGGGCCACAGGUCGUAGUGAAGAAGAGGAAAUCGCAAGGGUCAGAGCUUGGGACAUUUGCAUUGAUGCACAGCUCUCUGGCGGAGACACAGAAGUCUCGAGGAGUAGGUUGGUGUUGUCUUUAUGGGCUUCCGGUACACUACCAAAAUCACCCGCAAGACUAAUGUUAAAAGCUUUGCAUAUAAGAAUCCUCUUCUGGCAGCCAUCAAGGUGGAAAUGGCUUACGGAUCUUCUUCAUUGCGCCGCAAGAAAGCUAGCUCAGUGGCAAUGGAGUAGGGCCCAGGCUUUACAGCAAAAGCUCGAUGAGGAUUGUCAAGCGGAGACCAGGAACGAGCCUCUUACGGAACAUUUGCGCGCUAUCCUUCCGCUAGCUAGCGAAGAUGUCCUGGACGAUGCAAUAGUCCAGCGAGCCCAUAACUUGGCUUGGAAUACAUCUACCUCACAACGAGACUGCGGCGAGAGCAUGACCGAGGACAACGUUAUGCGUGGUCCUUUGGAUGCACUGGCAUCUUGGUAUAGUAACUCGUUGCUCACAGAAAUACUCCGGUCAAUCGUACAGCAAGAACGCAACGAGGAGCUGAUUAAAGACACCCAGUACCAGCUGGAAUUGGCCGUCAUCUCGGCGCCCUCUGGGUCGCUUCCAAAAGCAAGGGCACUGGCCGCAGAAAGUGUCCUUGUUGAGGCUGAUCGUGAUGCUGCCCUAAAACAGUUGAAAGAGACGCUUUCACCAGCUGCCUGUUUUAAGAAAGGGUUCACUACCAGGCAAGGGCCCCAGAUAGACUCUCUUGUGAAGGAGGUCCCAUUUCCAGACGCCAACGAUAUCGCAUUAUGCGUAGAGCUCGCCACAAUGUUGGAGAAGCUACAAUUUCCUGAACACCCCAAUAUAGAUCUGUCGGAAACGGUUGAUCAAUUACUCAACCAUAAGACAGGCAUGCAGGCGAGAGGCCUGCUUGGCUGGACUACUCUCUCGCAAGCGAUUAUCCAAACUUACAAAGUUGGCUACGGGCACCAGCUACGGCCUCUUGUCGAACAAAGUGUCAAGCAAUUGAAAGAAUCUAAGGGUAUAGACCUGCAAAUCAGAAACCAUCUGAAUCUGGUGCUUACCGAAAUUGCUACCGGCGUCGCUCUUGAUGAGGUGAGUAGUAGACGUUAUAGUGGGACGUCUAAUGACACGUGA